Molecule: messenger RNA, 575 nt
Organism: Phycomyces blakesleeanus NRRL 1555(-)
Lineage: Eukaryota; Fungi; Mucoromycota; Mucoromycetes; Mucorales; Phycomycetaceae
Exons: 1
Coding region: 307-543 (78 amino acids)
Source: RefSeq, a predicted model, not a curated record
AAGAUUAUAUAAACCGUUUCAUUAUUUUCUUUAUUGAUUUCAUAGGUGCAAUAUUUAAUUCAUGAACAUUGUGUUGUUGUUUUUUAAAAAGCAGAAUAUACAGAUUGUUUUGUUUGUUGAUCGCUUUGAAUUACAAGCUCGUUUUAGGCGAUUUUGGUGACUUUGGUGAUGCCCCAUCCUCUUCACUCUUGCGCUUUGUACCAGCAACAACAUCUGCAUCUUCAGAUUGUUGUUCUUCGGUAACAGGCUCAACAGAUCCAACUACAUCUGGUGCUGACUCUGGUACUGGCUCUGAUGCAGACUCUGAUGCAGACUCUGAUGCAGGCUCUGGUACUGGCUCUGAUGCAGGCUCUGGCUCUGAUGCAGGCUCUGAUGCUAAUUCCGGUACUGACUCUGGCGCAGACUCUGAGACUGGCUCGUGUACCGAUUCUGAGACUGGCUCUUGUACUGGUUCUGAGAUUGGCUCUUGUGCCAAUUCUGAGACUGGUUCUGAUACUAGUGUUGGUGGUAGUGCUUGCGCUGGCGAUGGUUCUUUCUCUUUAGACUCCCUUUCAACUUCUACAUACUCUAUGCUG